Perca fluviatilis (European perch) is the source of this 3174-nucleotide messenger RNA. RefSeq names its product fermitin family member 3b (gene fermt3b). Gene Ontology annotation, molecular function: integrin binding. The record is from RefSeq and is a predicted model, not a curated record. NCBI's taxonomy places the organism in Eukaryota, Metazoa, Chordata, Actinopteri, Perciformes, Percidae. Gene Ontology annotation, cellular component: cell-substrate junction. Bases 180 to 2132 code for a protein of 650 amino acids. Gene Ontology annotation, biological process: leukocyte cell-cell adhesion; platelet aggregation; regulation of cell-cell adhesion mediated by integrin. The transcript is spliced from 15 exons.
AGAAGUGACACAAGCAGCACAGACACAGCCUCACAAACCACAACCUGCCCAGCCCGCGAGAGGAGAAACUGCUGCACUUUUUCACCGAAAACUUGGUAAACUUCUUCAGAGAUCUGACGACAAGGGUCCCCCAGUUUCCAUUUCUCAAAACCUUGGACAGAGGAGACUGACGACCUCGUAUGGCGGCGUGGGAUCUGUCAGUCACAGUGGAGGACCUGGGGUCUGAUGCGCCACCUGUCACCAUCAGCGUGGACUCUGGCCUCCAUGUCGGAGGGGUCAUCCUGAAGCUGGUGGAAAAGACACAGAUAAAGCGUGAUUGGUCGGACCAUGCCCUGUGGUGGGAGCAGAAGCAGCGGUGGCUGCUGCGAACAGCCUGGACUCUGGACAAAUAUGGCAUCCACGCCGACGCCCGGCUGGUCUUCAUGCCUCAACACAAGCCCCUAAGGCUGGGUCUGCCCAACGGCAUUACCCUGAGGCUCCGAGCCUGCUUCUCCAGCUCCGUCUUCCAGACGGUGAUGGGCAUUUGCAGAAUGCUGAAUAUCCGUCACCCCGAGGAGCUCUCGCUCCUUCAGCCCGUAGAGGAGAAAAAGAAGAAGAAAGAUAAAAACUCGGCUGAGGAGAUCUACGACCUGACCGAGGUGCCCCUCUCCUCGGCAUCCCGGCCCUGUCUGUAUAAUGGCAUGCCGGCUCACUUUGCGGACUCACCUGAGAUGGAGGCCAUCUACAAGAUGCUGUCUGUCACCCAGCCUCCGCCCUCCCCCGAGGUCAUAGCCAAGCAGUACCGCGCAGCCAGUGUGGUGGACAAGGCCCACAUCCACGGCAGGUGGUUGGACUCAUCCCGGUGUCUCCUGCAGCAGGGCAUCCAAGAAAAUAGCAGACUCUGGCUGCGCUUCAAAUACUUUGCUUUCUAUGAUAUGGAACCCAAGUAUGAUGUUGUGCGUCUGACCCAGCUGUAUGAGCAGGCGCGCUGGGCGAUCCUGCUGGAGGACAUUGACUGCACCGAGGAGGAGAUGAUGCUGUUUGGAGCUCUACAGUAUCACAUAAGUAAGGUGUCUCAGUCGGAGCCCCAGAUGCUGAGCUCCAGUGCAGCCAUGGACGACCUGGAGACCGCCCUGCAGUCCCUGGAGGUCAAGAUGGAGGGAGAGAGCAGCUCCGCGUCCGAGAUGCUGGAAAACAUGACUGCACCAGAACUCAACGACUAUCUAAAGAUAUUCAGGCCAAAGCGAAUGACUCUGAAGGGAUAUAAGCAGUACUGGUUCAAGUUCCAGGAUACCUCCAUUUCUUAUUUCAAGAGCAAAGAGGAGAGCAUCGGAGAGCCCAUUCAACAGAUUAACCUCAAAGGUUGUGAGGUGGCACCGGACGUUAACGUGACAGCACAGAAGUUCCUAAUCAGACUCCUGAUACCAGCGCCUGAGGGCAUGAACGAGGUCUAUCUGCGCUGUGAAAACGUGAGAAAAAAACACGCACACACACACGCACAUUGGAUGGCUGGGUGUCGACUGGCCUCCAAAGGCAAGAGUCUGGCCGACAGCAGUUUCCAGAGUGAGAUCCAGAGCAUCCGGUCCUUCCUGGCUAUGCAAAAGACCAGCCCCGGUACCCAUGGCAACGCACCUGCCAACGAUGAAAGCCUCAAUACUCACAGUCUGGUGUCGCCACGCUACGCUAAGAAGUACAAAGCCAAACAGCUGACCCCUCGUAUCCUGGAUGCAUACCAGAACGUGGCUCAGCUCUCACUGACAGAUGCGGUGAUGCGCUUCCUGCAGAUCUGGCAAGCCCUGCCCGAUUUUGGACUCUCAUAUGUCGUUGUCAGGUUUAAGGGCAGUCGUAAAGACGAGGUACUGGGCAUUGGUCCCAACCGUCUGAUCCGUAUCGACCUGGCAGUGGGCGAUGUGGUGAAGACCUGGCGUUACAACAACAUGAAGCAAUGGAAUGUCAACUGGGACAUACGACAGGUGGCUAUUGAGUUUGAAGGCAACAUCAACAUUGCUUUUGCCUGCGUGACUGCUGACUGCAAAAUCGUUCAUGAGUUUAUUGGAGGCUACAUUUUCAUGUCGACGCGCAGUCGUGCGAAGAGCGACACUCUCAAUGAGGAGCUUUUCCACAAGCUGACCGGCGGCCACGACGCCCUCUAAGACUAAAACGCACAAACACAGAGGAGAAGAGGGGAAACCAUGUGGAAUUGGAUUUUAUGGCGCAAUCAGGCAAACACAACAACGACAAAAUAAGAUAUUCUGUUCAUGUGUGAAUGUGUUACAACCCGCCUCGUCAGUCCAUCUAAGUUUUUCCACAGCCUUUGACACACACACACACACACACACACACACACACACACACACACACACACACACACACACACACACACACACACACACACACACACACACACACACACACACACACACACACACACACACACACACACACACACACUUCAAGACCCUGGUGGUCCUCAUGCUGACUUCCCCUUUACUUCAGAAUGGACUGCUACUUGUCCAAACUGCUAGACAUCUGGUCCAGGAUCAGCAAGCUUGACACUCAAACUCAUGGCAAUGCAAAAUCAACCGUUGCAUCAGCCAGAAGCAACUUUUCUGUUUCGCCUCACAGUAUCCAGAGUUCCUGUCAAUUCGGAUAGAAAGCCUUGCUUUGUCCAAAGCUGCAGUCUCAUUGUCAGCAGCCACAGGAUCAACAGCAAUGAGUAGAAAAACACAUGUAAACACAAAAACUUAUGAAUAACAACAAACUAAAAUAAAAUAAUAAAAUAAAUACAGCAAUUUCCUUUUAAUUCUCUGUUGUCUUCACUCCUUAUGUCCGUGACAUAUGGUGGGAUUUCUGUUGUUGUUUUUUCACACAGGAAGCUUCUAACCGUUUAUCUCCCCUCACAUGCUGUGUGUGUGUCUAUAUCUUACAAGAAACUGUUACAGAAGUCCGUUAACUAAAACCACAGUGUCUGUAUCCUCUGCUUUCCCAUACUCAGUCAAGUGACUCCUCACACAUACAAUAUAUCUAGGCCCGGCUGCCAGCAGCCAGUGUGUCGGUUUGUGACCAGGGUUAUAUAUUUUACAACUGCGUGGUGAAAUUAUCUUGGUAGUUAAUGUGUGCUAUAGUUUAUUUAGCACUUACAAUGGAGAAGACAAAGCCUCUAUACUUGUAAAUAAAAAGUGAGAUUUGCCAGCA